This is a messenger RNA of Canis lupus familiaris (dog), 3475 nucleotides long. RefSeq names its product calcium voltage-gated channel auxiliary subunit beta 1 (gene CACNB1). Bases 184 to 2115 code for a protein of 643 amino acids. The record is from RefSeq and is a predicted model, not a curated record. Gene Ontology annotation, molecular function: protein binding; high voltage-gated calcium channel activity. NCBI's taxonomy places the organism in Eukaryota, Metazoa, Chordata, Mammalia, Carnivora, Canidae. The transcript is spliced from 14 exons. Gene Ontology annotation, biological process: calcium ion transmembrane transport; chemical synaptic transmission; regulation of voltage-gated calcium channel activity. Gene Ontology annotation, cellular component: voltage-gated calcium channel complex.
GGCGGCGGCAGCGGAGGGAGCCGGAGGAGGGACGGGAGGCAGCGAGAGGGCAGCCGGCCGCCGGGCCAGGUGUCUGGAGCGGGCGCCGGCUGCGCUGCGCGGCUCUCGGUCCCGACGGCCUCUCUCAUGCGCUGAGGGCGCCCGGCCGGGCCGGGCCGGCGGCGGGAGGAGAGGCUCCUCUCCAUGGUCCAGAAGACCAGCAUGUCCCGGAGCCCUUACCCGCCCUCCCAGGAGAUCCCCAUGGAGGUCUUCGACCCCAGCCCGCAGGGCAAAUACAGCAAGAGGAAAGGGCGGUUCAAAAGGUCAGAUGGGAGCACGUCCUCGGAUACGACAUCCAACAGUUUUGUCCGCCAGGGCUCGGCGGAGUCCUACACCAGCCGACCAUCGGACUCUGACGUGUCUCUGGAGGAGGACCGGGAAGCCCUAAGGAAAGAGGCAGAGCGCCAAGCAUUAGCCCAGCUCGAGAAAGCUAAGACCAAGCCGGUGGCAUUUGCUGUGCGGACAAAUGUCGGCUACAACCCAUCUCCAGGGGAUGAAGUGCCAGUGCAGGGAGUGGCCAUCACCUUUGAGCCCAAGGACUUUCUGCACAUCAAAGAGAAAUAUAAUAAUGACUGGUGGAUUGGGCGACUGGUGAAGGAGGGCUGUGAGGUUGGCUUCAUCCCCAGCCCUGUCAAGCUGGACAGCCUGCGCCUCCUGCAGGAACAGAAGCUGCGUCAGAAUCGCCUCAGCUCCAGCAAAUCAGGUGACAACUCCAGCUCCAGCCUAGGAGACGUGGUGACUGGCACCCGCCGCCCCACACCCCCUGCCAGUGGUAAUGAGAUGACUAACUUAGCCUUUGAACUAGACCCCCUAGAGCUAGACGACGAGGAGGCAGAGCUCGGGGAGCAGAGCGGCUCUGCCAAGACUAGUGUUAGCAGUGUCACCACCCCGCCACCCCAUGGCAAACGCAUCCCCUUCUUCAAGAAGACAGAGCAUGUGCCCCCCUAUGACGUGGUACCUUCCAUGAGGCCCAUCAUCCUGGUGGGACCGUCGCUCAAGGGCUAUGAGGUUACAGACAUGAUGCAGAAAGCUUUAUUUGACUUCCUGAAGCAUCGAUUUGAUGGCAGGAUUUCUAUCACUCGUGUGACGGCAGACAUUUCUCUGGCUAAGCGCUCAGUCCUCAAUAACCCCAGCAAACACAUCAUCAUUGAGCGCUCCAACACACGCUCCAGCCUAGCUGAGGUGCAGAGCGAGAUUGAGCGAAUCUUCGAGCUGGCCCGAACCCUUCAGUUGGUUGCCCUGGAUGCUGACACCAUCAACCACCCAGCCCAGCUCUCCAAGACCUCCCUGGCUCCCAUCAUUGUUUACAUCAAGAUCACCUCUCCAAAGGUACUUCAGAGGCUCAUCAAAUCCCGAGGGAAGUCUCAGUCCAAACACCUCAACGUCCAAAUAGCGGCCUCAGAGAAGCUGGCGCAGUGUCCCCCCGAAAUGUUUGACAUCAUUCUGGACGAGAACCAAUUGGAGGAUGCCUGCGAGCACUUGGCCGAAUACUUGGAAGCCUAUUGGAAGGCCACACACCCGCCCAGCAGCACUCCGCCCAAUCCGCUGCUGAAUCGUACCAUGGCUACUGCAGCUUUGGCCUCCAGCCCUGCCCCUGUCUCCAACCUCCAGGGACCCUACCUUGCUUCCGGGGACCAGUCGCUGGAGCGGGCCACCGGGGAGCACGCCAGCGUGCACGAGUACCCCGGGGAGCUGGGCCAGCCCCCAGGCCUUUACCCCAGCAGCCACCCACCAGGCCGGGUGGGCACCCUGCGGGCACUGUCUCGCCAAGACACGUUUGAUGCCGACACCCCUGGCAACCGAAACUCUGCCUACACGGAGCUGGGAGACUCAUGUGUGGACAUGGAAACUGACCCCUCCGAGGGGCCAGGGCUUGGAGACCCUGCAGGGGGCAGCACCCCACCCGCCCGACAGGGAUCCUGGGAGGAUGAGGAAGAAGACUACGAAGAAGAGCUGACCGACAACCGGAACCGUGGCCGGAAUAAGGCCCGCUACUGCGCAGAGGGCGGGGGUCCAGUUUUGGGGCGCAACAAGAAUGAGCUGGAAGGCUGGGGGCGAGGUGUCUAUAUCCGCUGAGAAGCAGGGUCCACGCAGUGGGGGGAAGGGCUCUGAGCCCUGGGAGGGGAGGGACCAAGGGGCUCACCACCAGGGAUGUAUCUUUCCUCCAGGGGGCACUGUCUCCCUCUCAGAUGCCUUUGCUCGAUGUUGGGGGGUUUCUUUGGUGGUAGCAUCCCAGCUCUUGGGAUUCCCUUAAGCCUCAGCUGUAGGUUUUCACUUAACCUGCUGUGGAUGGAUCGGGGGAUGCCCACCUUUCUGCAGUGUCCCUUUCUCACACGUCAGGGGGCGCUCUCCCCUCACUCCCAGAGAAAAGGUGCACUUCCUUAACUCUUUCUACUUGGGGCUCUAAAUAAGGGUCCUAAAUGGGGUAGCCCUUUCUUUUCCCCACCUGGAGUAUUUGGGAAGGGUGAGGGGGCUUUUCCUGGAGAGGGAGACCACAGACUUUCCCAUGAGGGCUCUCUUCCCCAAACCCCAGAUCCAGGCUCCUUCACCAUGCCUAUCCCUCUCCCAGCUUUCUGGCAGCAUUGUCUGGUGGGUGAAAGGUGUAGACUGGAAGCCCCAUGGGGAUUGUCUUGGGGAGCAGUCUGAAUGGACAGCGGCAGGCAUCAAAUGGAGUGCCUGCUCUCUGGAGGUACUGCUACCCACCUCACCACUUUCAUGCCUCGGCCUUCGCCUACCCCAGGAAUGAGCUUUGCCUAUGAUGUCCCUUGCCUACUGCCAUCAGAAGAGGGGGCCCCUCUGUGUCUGAGCCCCCCACCCCUUUUCACUUGGGUGUGGCACCCAUGGAACACUCUCCGCCUCAUUUUGAAACCAAAAAACUGCCCCUUCACUGUCACCGGGAGGCCCCGGGGGAGAGGCCCUGCGGGUUGGUGCCCAAGAGGCGAUCAACACCCCGGGGGGUUGCCUUGGGACCUCGGAUCUCCCCUGGGGGGCUUGGCUGCUGCUGCUGCUCUGUAUUUGCCUCUUGUGAUCCCAUCCUUUACCCCUGUCCACUUCCCCCAGGAGAGGCCUUGGUCCCUCCUCUGCCCACCUCCCUCCUGAGUGUUCCUCUGCCUAGCAUCCUUACAGCCCAGCAGCCCUGCCCCUCCCCAGCACCCAGCUGGGCCAGAGAGAGCCGACUGUGCCAACGAGGACUGGGCCCUGCCCAGCUGCCCGCCUCAGGGACGGGCACCUCAUGCCCGUCUCGCCACCUCCUGUGCCAAUGUUGUCCCACCCCCCGCCGGGGGUGGGGUGCAGCUUCCACUUACCGGUUAGAAGACACCACUGCCCAACCUUUCCCCCUCCCUGUCUGGUGUCCUGUGCCCCUACCUGUCUGUCUGUCCGUCUGUACCCCCCUAGAAGUAUUUUGCCACAUAUAAAACCGCCGUCCUGUCCUUUG